UCCCCUGUUUUCUCUGGUCCUAAAGUUGCAGAGCUGCUUCCCUCUCUUUUUACAAAAGAAACAAAAAGAAAUUUCAGAGAAAGAAAAAGGGAAAAGAAAGCAACCCACAAGGAGGGAAUAGCAAUUCAAAAAUCCUUUUAACUCUCUUCUUCUUCUUCUUCAAAAUUCAAAUUUAUUAACCAAACCAGAGAUUCCAAUGGAGAAAUUCUCCAUCUCCGACCAAAAAUUUCAUCUGGGUUUCUGCCCUUCCUCCUCUUCCAUGGAUCUAAAUGACCCAUCCACCGUUUCUGAAACUUCCGGCCAAUCUCCGCCCAGCCUCGCCUACUCUUUCUCUUACUGCAGAACCAGCUCCGACGCCUCUGCCUUCUCCGACCCCACCACCGACGAUACCAGUUUCUGCACUGAGCCCUCUCCAGCGAUUCCCGCCAGAAAAUGUAAACUCACCGCCGGAGAUAAAGCCGACGAUCAAGACGCCAUGGAUUCCGAAACAGAGAUGAUGAAGGAGAGAUUUGCGAAGCUUUUGCUCGGAGAAGACAUGUCCGGAAGUGGGAAAGGGGUUUGCACGGCGGUUACAAUCUCAAACACCAUUACUAAUCUCUAUGCGACGGUGUUCGGACAGAAUCUGAAACUGGAGCCGUUGCCGGCGGAGAAGAAGGCGAUGUGGAAGAGAGAAAUGGCUUGUCUGUUAUCUGUUUGUGAUUACAUUCUUGAGUUCUUCACUGAAUCUCAAACCUUGGACGAUGGAACAACAAUGGAGGUUUUGAACAGGAGACAAAGGUCAGAUAUAUACCUAAACCUUCCGGCAUUGGAAAAGCUUGAUAUGAUGCUCUUGGACAUUUUGGACAGUUUUCACGAUACCGAGUUUUGGUAUGCUGAAAAAGGAAGCAUGUCGUCGAACUCGAACUCAAACCGUUCGAAAUCGGCUUCUUUUCGCCGACUUUCGUUGCAGAAAGAAGAAAAAUGGUGGUUGCCAGUUCCUUGCAUUCCUUCAUGUGGUCUAUCAGAGAAAGCACGGAAACAACUAAGAAAUAACCGUGAAUUUGCGAAUCAAAUCCACAAAGCUGCUAUGGCUAUUAACAGUACUAUUCUUGCUGAAAUGGAUAUUCCUGAGUCAUACAUCGACACUCUUCCAAAGAGUGGAAAGACGAGUAUAGGCGAUACGAUGUACCGUUAUAUGUAUAGUGCUGACAAAUUCUCGCCCAAUCAUUUGCUCGAUUGCUUGAACAUAGGAUCUGAACACGAUGCGCUCGAACUUGCAGACCGAAUCGAGGCUUCGAUGUAUACAUGGAGAAGGAAAGCAUGUCUAAGCCACUCAAAAUCAUCGUGGGAAUUGGUAAAAGAUCUAAUGGCUGAAGGUGAUAAAGGUGACAAGAACACUAUCUUAGCCGAAAGAGCUGAGAGCUUGCUUUUGUCCUUGAAACAACGGUUCCCCGAACUUUCUCAAACAACCUUAGACACUAGCAAGAUUCAAUACAACAGGGACGUGGGACAAGCAGUAUUGGAGAGUUACUCGAGAGUGUUGGAAGGGCUGGCAUUCAACGUUGUGGCAUGGAUUGAAGAUGUUCUUUUUGCUGAUAGGUCCCUCUGAACCCAAGAGUAGGGACCCUCCUCUCUUACCAAGAAAAGGAAAUGUUUAGUUGUUUGUUUAUAUUGUAUGGUCACAAUUUGUAUAAAAACUAUGUCUUUAGUUGGGACACAGGGUUCUCCCUAUUUGUAGAAUGUAUUUACCUUUUAGGUUAAAGUUGCA
This is a messenger RNA of Cucurbita moschata (crookneck pumpkin), 1747 nucleotides long. RefSeq names its product rop guanine nucleotide exchange factor 3-like. NCBI's taxonomy places the organism in Eukaryota, Viridiplantae, Streptophyta, Magnoliopsida, Cucurbitales, Cucurbitaceae. The record is from RefSeq and is a predicted model, not a curated record. Bases 197 to 1588 code for a protein of 463 amino acids. The transcript has 7 exons. Gene Ontology annotation, molecular function: guanyl-nucleotide exchange factor activity.